GACUCUCACGAAAUUUGGGGCCAUCUUUCUUUCUUCUCUACUCUCCUUCCAUCAUUCUUUUCUUUGUACAUUUCUCUCUCUUUCUCUCUCUCUCUCUCUCACUGUUUCUCUUUCUCUCUCGAUCUCUUUUUUUCUCUUUCUCUAUCUGUCUCUGUCUCUCCUCUAUGAUGUGUCUACUCUUAUAAUAAAAAGGGAAAGUAAUGGAUCGAUGAUGAAAUAAAAUGGCCGCAUCUUGUGCCGGUUUACGCCCAUACACACAAAUUGUUUACUAUUUUGCGACAAUUGUUCAGUUAAUUUCAUGGAAUCAAGUGAUCUGCGAGCACAAUAAAAGAUAUCACAUGUCAACCCUUUGUAUGAGGGAAAAGUACACACCAUUGUCCAAACAAAUCGAUGGGGCAGUUAUCACAUCUUCUCGAGAUGAAAACAUGAAUUGUACCUUAACCUUUCAAACUGAACUUGUCUCACAACGAUUUAUGCUUCGAUUUGAUGAUCUUCGCCUUGACUGUUAUGAUCAUCUUUAUGUUUAUGAUGGUGAUGGUUUCGCAGGCCAAUCAAAAGUUAAUCUUUCUUGUCGGAGUACACGAGGAGAUUACGGGUUAAUCUUUUUUCACAGUAAUUAUAUUACUCUAAAGUAUCAAACUGACCAAUGGAGCCAAUCGGGAGAUGGAUUUACAUUGGUCAUCACUGCCGUCAGGGAUACUCCUGAUUGUCGGAGUUUUAAAUGUCAAAACACUUAUUGCAUAUCUUAUGAUCUUAUUUGUGAUGGAGUUGAUCAUUGUGGUGAUAAUAGUGAUGAAACAAAUCCAACAUUUUGUUUGUCUGAAGAAGAUGAAACCGGAUCAAUUUUAGGUCUACCAAUAUCAAUUUUCAUAGGCCUAGUAAUUACUGUAUUCCUUAUGUGUUUAACGUGUGUUUUAGGAUUAGCAAUUUAUCUGUGUAAACGUGAACAGCAAAUGCAUCAGCAACACCAAAGGAUAAUACUUCAUCAAGCAACCACACCUAUUUUAGCUCAUCCCGCCUCAUAUAAUGCCAAAUCGACGACAUUUGUUUAAAAAUUGAUCACCUUUCAAUCAACGAUGGCUCAGUUUUAUCAAGCAAAUUGAUAAACAAUUAAAGGAGACCUGUUGUUGAUCAUUUGAUAAAUGCAACAUGGAAUUCAAAUUUUGUGUAUUCGUGCCUUUAACCUGUUGAUUUUUUUUUCUGAGAAUUCGUGAUCAGCUGAGACACUUAAAUGUCGAUAUUAAUUUUUUAUUUUUCUGUUUUUUUUUCGAGAAAAUCAUCAAACAAAAUCUUCUUGUUGAUUUCAUUCAUUGAUUCUCAAUUGUCACAUGAAACUUUCAGAACUUUUUCUCUGAUCUAUUAUUAUUUUCAAAUGAACUUCGAUAAUUACUCCCAACAAUAUUGGAUAAUGACGAUAAUAUAAUGGAUAUUAUUUGAAUGAGAAAAUCGUGAUGGAAACAUUUUCGACAUUUGAUACACAAUAGAUGGUAAUCAAAAUCGAUACUUUCAUCGCUUUUAUAACCAUUAAAGGAGCUAAAUUCGGGAAAUUUCACAAUCUAGAACAAUUAAUUGAUUGUUUACUCAUUUGAUUGGCUCUGUUUUUCCUCCAGUUAUUAUCCAAUGUAAAAAUAUCAACCCUUUAUUAUCAUGGUGGUUGUUGAAAGUUAGAUUGUUGUACAAUUUGAUUGAAUCAAGACAAUCAGAGUGUUUAUCAAUUAUCACUCUGACCUUUUUUACCAUAAUUAUGAUUAUUAAUUACAAUAGAAAUUGUGAAAAUUAACUUGAUUGUUUUGAUACAUAUUAUUUUAAUUUGUUUGAUUCUAAGCCGAUAAAGUUAUGGUUAAUGUAUUUACGUUUCAGUUGAGAGACUUUGAGUCCGAUAAACUUUGUAUUCCUUCAAAAGGAAAUGUCCAAGUUGACUUAUCGACCGAUCUACUCGAUUGAUGUUCAGUUCGUGGUGAUACUGACCCACCGACACUCAAAUGCACCAAGACUUGUCUCUAUGUCUUUCUGGUUACGAUAAAAACUUUGACCAAAAUUCGUAGAGUUUUAGAUGACCAAUAUUCCAACGAUCGCCAAUUUACAAUCCAUUCUGAUUUCUCUUAUUAUCCAACAGAAUCUCUCAACAACACGAAUCUCAAUCGGCGAUUUCAUGAGUACUUCAUGAUAAAGAGAGAAAGGAAGAGAGAAAAAGAUAAAUUUCCAAAAGAAUGAACCAAGAUUCUAAUGAACGUGGAAUAGAAAAUAUCAUCAUCGGUCCAUCGAAUCUGAACCAU
This is a messenger RNA of Panonychus citri (citrus red mite), 2276 nucleotides long. RefSeq lists its product as uncharacterized. Bases 222 to 1052 code for a protein of 276 amino acids. The record is from RefSeq and is a predicted model, not a curated record. Gene Ontology annotation, molecular function: protein binding. The transcript has 9 exons. Lineage: Eukaryota; Metazoa; Arthropoda; Arachnida; Trombidiformes; Tetranychidae.